Molecule: messenger RNA, 783 nt
Organism: Hippocampus comes (tiger tail seahorse)
Lineage: Eukaryota; Metazoa; Chordata; Actinopteri; Syngnathiformes; Syngnathidae
Product: metalloproteinase inhibitor 2-like
Exons: 5
Coding region: 123-728 (201 amino acids)
Biological process (GO): negative regulation of endopeptidase activity; negative regulation of membrane protein ectodomain proteolysis
Cellular component (GO): extracellular matrix
Molecular function (GO): protease binding; metalloendopeptidase inhibitor activity
Source: RefSeq, a predicted model, not a curated record
UGUAGCCAUAAAAAGGCCCUCGUGAACUUUGACUCCAGCAGAGUGAACCAGAGCUCAGCUUUUGCACAACUUAAAUCUGUUUGUUUUGCUCAUUUCUUUUGAUUUACCCUGAACGGUCAACAAUGAGCUGGCAGAACUUUGUGUUAGCCCUGGUGUUGCUGUGCUUGUGGGGCUUCCAGGAAGUCGCACAAGCCUGCACCUGUUUACCGGUGCAUCCGCAGCAGGUGUUUUGCAAAGCCGAUGUUGUUGUCAUCAAGGCAAAGGUUGUUGGAGUGACGCCUGGCAUGCAUGUAGAAGGGACACUCACUAAGUAUGACAUCAAACAGAGAAAGAACUUCAAGGGCACAGAAAAGCUUUUUGAUGCAAUCUACACUGCACCCGGUUCUGCAGCUUGUGGAGUCACCCUGACCAAGGGCACUGAAUAUCUCCUCAUGGGUAGACUGCAGUCUGACGGCUCGCUGCGUAUUUCUGUGUGUGACUUCUAUCAGCCGUGGAAAGCCUUGAGUGCUGUGCAGAAGAGUCUGUUGUACCGCUAUGAAAAGGGCUGUGAUUGCAUGAUCAAAUCCUGCUUUUCCUUCCCAUGCUGCAAGACCACCCCAACAGAGUGCUUGUGGACAUUCUUGCCAGGGAAGAUGGGCUAUGAUGAGCAGGCCCAAAACUUUGCUUGCAUCAAGAAAAAUGACGUCUGUUUCUGGUACAGGGCAGCUUUCAUUCCCCGAAGGGGAUAGAUUACCAGAGCUCUAAAGCUAUUGACUCAAAAUAAAAUCAAUGCAGCUGUCUUUU